Molecule: messenger RNA, 1706 nt
Organism: Drosophila ananassae
Lineage: Eukaryota; Metazoa; Arthropoda; Insecta; Diptera; Drosophilidae
Product: proclotting enzyme
Exons: 4
Coding region: 71-1648 (525 amino acids)
Biological process (GO): proteolysis
Molecular function (GO): serine-type endopeptidase activity
Source: RefSeq, a predicted model, not a curated record
CAGAAUUAUUUGCUCACCGUCGCUUGUCGCGUGCGGAUCUGAAUAGUUGUAAUCCGAUAUUUCGGACGGUAUGGGUACGUCAGAAUUGCUCAUAGUCGUAGUCCUAAUAACCGCUACCGGAGGGCAACUUUUGCCCGAGAACACGUGCCCCACAUAUUUUCAGUACGUGAACGAUGCCUUCGGCGGUGUCGUGGGUGAAGUGACUUUACCUGGACUGGCACAGGGCAGAAAUCGCAUCGAUGUGCGAUUCACUCAGCGCGGUGAUCAAGACGCCUCUGCAGUGGGCCCUUUGAGCCCCUAUCCGGACGAGAGAGCAGCCCGGGCUAGACCGUCACGGUUCCGAAUCAGCCUCCGGCCGAACCUGUCCACUGGUAUUCUGCCCAAGUUAUCGCGGCUCUCCUACAACGAUCAGCUCCUCUGUUCGGCCAGCGAAUAUGGUCCACCCAAUAGUUUCUUCAACCGCUUCUACGAGCUGCACAUAAGUGGAUCCCCGGUUCCCUUGCCUUCCCCCAGCUUUACGCCAUUUCCCCAAAAUCCUUUCGACGUGGAUGUUCAGACUAUAUUCUUUGGCCCUGGUUCCCAAGGCAAUGAGGUAUUCCCUGGCUUCACCCAGAGCUGGCGGACAUCGGUGGUCAGUAAUAGGCCAGACGCGUUGCCAUCAGCAUUGCCAACAUCACCAGCCAUCAGGCCUAGUUCCUUGCCUGCAUCGUGGCCGAUGUUUUCGGUUCCAGGACCUCCCCCAACUCGGUCUAUACCUCAAGUGCCGACGACAAGAACAGAAACUCCACCAGCCCCGCCACCCAGAACUCCAGCACCACCGGUGAAAACUGCGCCUCCACCUGAUUCUGCUCCGAGGAUUAGUCCCACACCUCCUACCGCUGCCGCAAGCGAAGUGUGCGGCCAGGAGGGUCGCUGGUCAUCAUUCAUUUACAACGGACAGGAAUAUAGUCGCGGAAAAUAUCCGUGGCUUACGGCUAUCCAUCAUGCCCAGUCGGGCAAGCGAUCCUUUGUGUGCGGUGGAUCCCUGUUAUCCACCAAUAUGGUCAUAACCGCCGCCCACUGCGUUCACAAAAUGGAAACUCAUAAUAUUUUUAUUGAGCUGGGGCGCCACGAUCUCUACGACAACGACGAGAUUGGAGCGGAGGCGCGGAAUGUGAAGGGAUUGCUGCUUCAUCCUGACUAUAAUAGUCGCACCCAACCCGAUGCUGAUGUGGCUUUGGUCACUAUGGAGCGACCAGUGGUGUUCAACGACAUCAUUAGCCCCAUUUGCCUUUGGACAGUGGAGGAGAGUAGCAUUGUAGCCACCUCAGGAUUCAUUGCUGGCUGGGGCAAAGAUGAGGUGGGUAAUGAGAAGACCCAGUACCCCCGGGUCGUGGAGGCUGCGUUUGGCAGUGCGACAGACUGUGCCAGCCGAUGGAGAGUACCGAGGGUGACGGAUCGCACCCUUUGCGCCGGAAACCGCGAUGGCUCCGGGCCUUGCUUCGGAGAUUCCGGGGGUGGACUGAUGGUUCGGCGACACAAUCGAUGGCUACUUCGGGCCAUCGUGUCGGUAGGUGAAAGAGAGCGCGAUCGAUGCCAGCUAAAUCAAUUCGUUCUCUACUGUGAUCUGGCGAAGCAUCUUGCCUGGAUAAACGACAACCUUUUGUGAGAUCCGGAAUAUCUAUUUAAAUUAUAAAAAUAUAAAUAAAAACUCAAGCCAAAGCAAG